Messenger RNA from Westerdykella ornata, 839 nucleotides. RefSeq lists its product as uncharacterized. The record is from RefSeq and is a predicted model, not a curated record. The coding region runs from base 160 to 606 and encodes 148 amino acids. The transcript has a single exon. Lineage: Eukaryota; Fungi; Ascomycota; Dothideomycetes; Pleosporales; Sporormiaceae.
CUUUCAAUCUUUUCAUAACGCAGCCUACCUCGUUGACCGGUCCAACUUUUGGAUUUGCGCUUCAAGAACCUGGGAGCAUUUCGACGCUGUUCCCCGGUGAUACCCUAUCACAGGAAUUUCCCAUCUUCUCUCAGUCGGUUCUGCGGAUUAGACUUCCUCAUGGGAAUAUGCAGGCUUGACGAAAAACCGAUGGAUAUGAGAAGUCACUCUGACGCUACCUUCCACGAGGCCCCCGACGAGGGCCCCGGAGGCCCAACAAGCGCCAUCUCCAAUGCCGCAGAACUUUCUGAGCAGGCCACCCAACCUCCAUCAUCGAAAGCUCUUCGAGGAAAACUGGCAGCAAUAAUCCUUAGGGUUGGACUUGGGCUGCUGAUAUUGACAGCCGGGCUAGUCGUACUCCUUGUCAUUUUGCGUCAAACGCCCUUCUGGUGGGACUUGGCCGAUGUGUUUUAUGCAAUAAGACGAAAACUCGGUUUCAGCAUGUCGGAUUUGAGCAAUAAAGACAACAGUGAAUGGCAUGUAUCUAUCUGCCCACAUCCCGUGGAUUUCAACGACCCGGAGCCUUGCUGGAUUUUUCACAAGGAUGGUAGGACGGAUAGGGGUUAGAGGCCACAAUCUUUUGGGAAGCUGACUUGGGGGUCGGAUAUCGGAUCUCAUCCCAACUUUUUCAACUUGGAACCAUGUUUUCAAAAACAGCGGACCGAAAAGACUUUUACAAUCCUAACAUCGACUCUCAAAGUUAAUGUUAAGGACUGGUAUAACUUCUUAUUUCCUAUCUGUGUGUAAUGGAGUCUUUGUUUUCUUAGCAGAGAAAAGCGUAGAAACCGGAGGAGAGUGGA